AUGACUAGAAAGAAAGUUAACCUUACUUAUAUUCUCAAUAAUAGUGCAAGAAGAAACACAUACAAGAAAAGAAAACUUAGUUUUGUGAAGCAACUAGAUGAAAUCACCACUCUGUGCGACGUUGAAACGUGUACCGUCAUCUAUAGUGACUUUGAUCCCCAAUCUGUUGUUUGGCCGUCUAUGAAUGAAGUACGGAGACUCAUUACAAAGUACCAGAGUUUUCCGAAGGCUGAUCAAGGAAAACGAAGGGUCAACCAAGAGACCUUUACGAGGCAAAUGCUCCAAAAGAUACAAGAGAAACUAAGAAGACAGGAAAGAGAGAACCGUCAUAGUGAGAUGACUCAUACCAUGUUUCAAUCAAUGAUGAAUCCACAACAUGCUAUGUCAGGCCUGAAUACCGAAGAAGAUUUCAAGGAGCUGGCUAGAGUUAUCAGUCAGAACUUAAUGGAGGUUAACAGGAUGAUGGACUCCUCCUCUUCCAACCCUCCUCCUCCUCCCCAAUUUGAUUUUGAAGGGAGUGGAGUUGGUGGUAGCCAACAACUUUCUUGGAGCCAAGAUGAAUAUUUCAUGCCUCCAACUCAUGGGGGAUUAGGCUCUUGCAUGGCGCCCAACAUGACAUGUCCUCCUCCUGCCAUGGAGUUUCCGCCUCCUAACAUGGGGUUUGAACAUCCUAACACUGGAUUUGAGACCAGUUACAUGAAUUUCCAACCUCCCAGCUUGGAAUUUCAGCCUGCAAACAUGGAAGUUCAACCUCUACCAUCUGAUUUCCAGCAAAAUAACAUGCCAUACAAUGAUCCUAACAUGGAAUUUCAGCCUCUUCCAUCUGAUUUUCCGCAGAAUGGCAUGCCAUACCCAAGCAACCCGCCUCCAUUUCCUCACUAUCAUAACGAAGACAUGGGGCCACAUGAUCCAUCAUCACAUUAA
Messenger RNA from Impatiens glandulifera, 924 nucleotides. RefSeq names its product agamous-like MADS-box protein AGL80. The transcript has a single exon. Lineage: Eukaryota; Viridiplantae; Streptophyta; Magnoliopsida; Ericales; Balsaminaceae. The coding region runs from base 1 to 924 and encodes 307 amino acids. Gene Ontology annotation, biological process: positive regulation of transcription by RNA polymerase II. The record is from RefSeq and is a predicted model, not a curated record. Gene Ontology annotation, molecular function: RNA polymerase II cis-regulatory region sequence-specific DNA binding; protein dimerization activity; DNA-binding transcription factor activity, RNA polymerase II-specific.